AUGGAUACUAGUUCUAUCCUCCUGGCCUUCAGUAAUAUUUACGUGGCCAUAUUUGCCCUCUUCUGCUUUAAACUUUUGAUCAAAGUGUCACUGGCUCUGCUCACUCAUUUUUACAUUGUCCGAGGGAAUCGAAAAGAAGCUGCACGCAUAGCGGAGGAGAUCUACGGGAUAUCACAAGGUUCCUGGGCAGACAGAUCUCCCCUACAUGAUGCUGCAUUUCAUGGAAGACUGCUCACUGUCAAAACACUGAUUGCUCAGGGAUUUAAUGUGAACAUUCUGACAAUAGACAGGAUUUCUCCUCUUCAUGAAGCAUGUCUGGGAGGUCAUGUGUCUUGUGCAAAGGUUUUACUGGAGAAUGGGGCUCGUAUAAACACUGUGACGGUUGAUGGGAUCACUCCUCUGUAUAAUGCCUGCAGCAGUGGAAGUGUGGCCUGUGUUAGCGUGUUACUGGACCAUGGUGCCAACCCAGAGCUGGAAACUCAACUUGCCUUUCCCCUUCAUGAAGCAGUUAUAAGAGGUCACAGGGAAUGUGCAGAAAUGUUAAUAGCUUACGGAGCAGACAUUGAAAAAGAACUGCAAAACAGGGGUACCCCGCUUUAUUUAGCCUGUGCCCAUCAGAAAACAGACUGCGUCAGAAGACUCCUGGAGUUAGGUGCAGAUGUAAACCAUGGGAGACAGCGGGACACUCCACUGCAUGCUGCAGCUAGAAGAACAAGCGAACAGAUUGUCAAACUGCUUAUUGAUUAUGGAGCUAAUGUCAAGUAUAAAAACAUGGAGGGCAAAUACCCCAUUGAACUAUCAGUAUCCAGGAGUCCAGUAGAGCGAGCCCUUCUGGUUGCAGAAGGUCCUGCUUCCCUGGCUCAAUUAUGUCGUCUAAGUAUUCGAAAAGUGUUGGGAUCGUCAUGUCUUCAAGUGGUUCCCCGGCUUCAGUUACCGAACAGACUAAUACAAUUUUUGUUAUAUCGAUAGAUGUUCCUAUAACUACACCAGUGUUUUCCUAACUCCUCUAUGAUCACGAGAUAAACAUGAUUUUAUCAGCGCUAAAACCCCAAAAAUGUGCUAAAAACUGUCUAUCUUUUAGUUUUCUUUUAGUUUUAGUGUCUAUCUUUUAGACAAUUUUCAAGGGAUCUUAACUAUCUACCUCUUCCCAGACACUCAAAAUUAAAACCUACAAGCCACUAACCAACUUGAUGUUAUUGCCAUUGGGAGGAGGGGGUAAGAAACUGCUUGGUGACUGUCAUGAGAAUCUUCUUUAGCUGAGGAUUCCCAUAAGUAAAAAUGGAAGAUUACUAGUAAAUCCAGUCAAACCUUCAGAUUUUAGCUGAACAUGUCCUUAAACUACAAUGCCACCUUGUUAGCAGGGUUCUCUGACUAUAAUUAGUGGUGGGCGCGAAUAAUCAAAUCGUGAAUUUUAUUGUGAAUAUCGCCACUUCGAGAAUUAGCUUUUCAUCUGAACCCAUGACCAGCAUAUUGUCGAGUCGUUCUCCUCCCAAUCUCCCCCCCAUUCCCAAACCAAUAAAGACACAACUCCACAAGUGGAUUUUAUUGGCCACAGCAGCCAUUUUAUUAAUAACAAAAAUACAAUAAAUAAUAACCAGCCCAAGGCCUUCCCAUCUGGAAGGCCUGCCCAAGAACCUUCCCAAGAACACCGAAAAACCCUGAGAAAAAUAUAACAGCACGAGGAGGGUCCUAGGAGCCCCGUAAACCUGACGGGUAACUGCCCCGCCCCCUCAAUUAAAUUACCUCUAGCCGAUAAACGCCAGCUCAGAGGCAUAAACCGGUGACCAUGGGCAACAACCGUGUGCAGAUACCCACCAUAUCACAUCCCAUAAUCCAAUACCUGGGGAGUCCAGAGCCCCCUUGGCUCCCUCCCCACCACGCCAGAGCCACCAUAACCACCAACUCCAAGGACCCACCACUGCCCUGGCCACUAUGACAAGAAACCAGUCCCUGCCAGACCAAACUAAAAUCCACGUCCGCUCAGCCCCAAAAACCACAAACAUCCAGAACACGAGACCACCUCCUGCAAACCGCAGCCCUGUGGGUGGGUGGGGGCUGCUGCAAAUCUACUUUCUCCACAAGAUGGCCCCCUUUCCCGCCCUUGCCACCCUUUAUAAACCCUAUACCCCGCCCCUAGCGCACCGUCCCCGUCCCCCCCAGCACCACCAAUUAAACCCAUAGGUCCCAAAAAACUCCACUCCCUCCAAGUCUCUGUUAUGCCAGGCCUACCCCCAGGCUUGCAGUCCUAAGUCCCCCCAUUCCCAACCCAAUAAAGACACAACUCCGCAAGUGGAUUUUAUUGGCCACAGCAGCCAUUUUAUUAAUAACAUAAAUACAAUAAAUAACAUAAAUAAUAACCAACCCAAGGCCUUCCCACCUGGAAGGCCCACCCAAGAACCUUCCCAAGAACACUGAUUUCCGAUAUGUAAUGACCCCUAGAAAAAAGAGUGUAAAUAAAUGUUUUGCAAAGAAUGUACACUGGUGUUUUUGGCAUAAGUUAUGCCAGAAUUCUGACACAUUUUUUUCCCCGCAUUGUUUUUUUUUUUUUUUUUCAUGAUCUUUCAUUAGUAUUUAUGUGGUUUAUUUUGUCUGCUUGAAUUCACUGGUGAAGAACAUGACAAUCUGGCAAGAGUGUAUAGUGGGUCCUUUAAAAACCGUCAGAGAUGACUCCCUGUCUUACUGUACUCUUACCUUGACAGACAGAACAUGCAUGCUGAGUUCAAUUUAGGCUCUCAAGUCUGCUGGGCUCUGGUAUCUGCCUAGUUUUGAUGUCAGUAACUAGAAUUGAGGAAAGUUUUGGUUUCUCUUGAUUCCUGCUUUUAUGUAUAGAGAACCAAUUAUUUCUCAGUAGCAUGUAGAAGCAGUGGUAUACAAAGAAACUACGCCAGACUAGUUGUAGGAUUGUAGUAAAUAUGGCCUCCAUUGUGAUCGCUCCAUGCAGUACUUCCAGUCUAUAUUUUUGGGAAUGUCCAGCCAUAAAAAUUGUUUAAAAAACACUUAAGGUCCUUUUACAAGGACUGAUGUGUCAGGCAAUUAUCAGGAACAAACCAGGCUUUCCCAAUAAUUGCCUGAUUAGUAGAGGUGUGAAAAACAAAGUGUAGCAGCACAACGGAAAAAAGGGUAAAUACCGUUGCUUAAUGUGGUGGUGCCAGCCGUGUCGGGAGUCAGUCCUGAGCUCCCCCAGACAUAGGUACACUUGUAAAGAAAACCGUAGCAUGUUUUUAAUUAAGUUCUGUACCCAACCUAAUGGCUGUGAUUUAUUAUUUAUUAAUUAAUAUUUUUUUAUCUUUUACAGAAAUCUGCACUAUUGAUGGGACCUGGGGACAUAAACUGAGAAGAGACCGAGAUACAGGAAGUUUACACGGUAGCUAUCUUAUUUGCAUUAAAUUGAAAGAGAUCUUAAAUACCUCGGUUUGUUUUAUCCAAUCGCCCCUUUGGAGGGGCAACCAUAUAGUCUGGUGACAUUUUGGUUCUAUUAGGGCCUAGAGGUAAUUAGAAACAAAAUGUUUCUUAUUAUAUGGAUUCUGAAGUUUAUGCCAUGAUUGGGAGUUAGAGUUACACUACUUUAGCCCAUUACCUAUAUGGUUUAAAAAAAGAAAGGCUGGUUUGAAUAGGACGGCCUGGUUGGGGUUAGGGGGUUAACCCGGGGACGGGUAACCCAACCACCCGACUAGGCUGGUCAGCUGUGGUUGGAAUAGAGGAGGGGCGUUCCUCUUAUCAAAUGGAGGAUACGCCCACCUUGAACUGACUGUUAUGUGCCCGUGGCGGGUACGUCUACCCCAUAUUUCAGGUGUGGUGAGAUGUGCCACCCAUUAGGGCACUAGAGUGGUUCUGUGAGGGAGGGUAAUGACCCACACUUGAUCAGGGGGUUUAUGACCCACACUUGAUCAGGAUGGGGGACGCCCCCCCCCAUAGAAUGAACAUAUGAGCCCUCUACUACUGUCUAACCAUGAAGCUGAACUUAACAAAAAUGGGACCAGGUACUCUACCUUUGAAGCAUGGUUAAAUAGCGGACUCCUAGCUUUUUGAUAUUUUCUGGUACAUUUUUACAACUGGCCCCCAUGGAUCCUGUGGACGAAAGGCUGGGUUGCCAUUAUCAAUAUGGGUGUCAAAUAAGAACAGCUAUUAAUUAUGGUAUAACCAACUGAGAUAUAUAAAAUAAAAUAGAAUAUGCUACUAAAUAAUAUGAAUGCCGCACUGAUCAAACUGAGAGAAAGGUUGCGGCAAUAUAUUAUAAGAAGAGCGAAAUCAGGGCUGUUUACUACGUUUCCAUGGUACCGGCUGGAGACACACUGCGCAGGAACAGGGAGCCUGAUGUCAUAUCCGGUAGCUGCGUGUGUGCGGGGUAUGUUCUAUGCAGACGGCAUGAGAUAGCAUCGCAUCUUAUUCACGAUGGCGCACAUGCGCCCUAGGUAUAGAGGAACGCUGAGCAGAGCAUGUACUUCCGUUGGAUAUAUACUAAAUGGAUGGUCUCCUUAGCGAAAUGUUCCCCAGGUUCUCAUCAAGUACUGCAGUAAGUACGUUCAUUAUGUAUUAUGAAGAAUCAUGUUUGGAAUAAGGUGUUUAAUAGCCCCCAAAGUUGGGAAACACAGAGAGAGGUGGCACAUAUUUUGAAUAUGUCAUUGCUAAUUAACACACUUAAUUGGGUCAUGUGACCUAUCUGAGAGGGUAUAUGUAUUUGGCUUUGUUCAGAUUGUUAGUUGGUUGAAAAAGACCACACAGGUCGAAACGUCGCAUUGUGUUGAUGAAUAAACCUUUGGAAAUUGAA
Molecule: messenger RNA, 4768 nt
Organism: Bufo gargarizans (Asiatic toad)
Lineage: Eukaryota; Metazoa; Chordata; Amphibia; Anura; Bufonidae
Gene: ASB11
Product: ankyrin repeat and SOCS box containing 11
Exons: 7
Coding region: 1-969 (322 amino acids)
Biological process (GO): positive regulation of protein catabolic process; intracellular signal transduction; protein ubiquitination
Molecular function (GO): protein binding
Source: RefSeq, a predicted model, not a curated record